Messenger RNA from Aspergillus versicolor CBS 583.65, 564 nucleotides. Its product is annotated as YwbE family protein. The record is from RefSeq and is a predicted model, not a curated record. Lineage: Eukaryota; Fungi; Ascomycota; Eurotiomycetes; Eurotiales; Aspergillaceae. The transcript has a single exon. The coding region runs from base 1 to 564 and encodes 187 amino acids.
AUGCCGAGCGUCCCAACAACAAAGGACGUCAUCCCCGGCGCAUCAGUCAACAUAAUCCUCAAAGCCGACCAGCGCACAGGCCGGACCGUCUCGGGCGCUAUAGCCGAUGUGCUCACCCGCGGAAACCAUCCGCGGGGUAUCAAGGUCCGGCUGACGGAUGGUCGUGUGGGGAGGGUGCAGUCUAUGAAACUGGGUACUGGAGGAGGGGAUGGUACCAGUGAUCUCCCUACACCUCAAGUGCAACCGGCUGAGGAUUGGGCGCCGCGAAGGGGGAAAGGUCGGGGGAGGGGUCGAGGACCUACUGAGGACUCCGAGGCGGGGCUUCCAUCGGGUGAUAUUGGCCUGGAUGCGUACAUCACGCAAGGCAGGAAGCCCCGGCAGAAUGGGAAGGGGAGGGGGAGGGGGAGAGGUGCGAAUCACGACGCGUCUCAGCAAUCGCAACUUGGGAAUGAAAGCCCGCCGCCGCCGGUGGAAGCGCCUGCAGUGACUUGUCCUGUUUGCGGGGACUUUGAAGGCGAUGAAAUGGCUGUUGCGUAUCAUGUGGGAAGCCAUUUUGCGGAGUGA